Iphiclides podalirius (scarce swallowtail) is the source of this 354-nucleotide messenger RNA. NCBI's taxonomy places the organism in Eukaryota, Metazoa, Arthropoda, Insecta, Lepidoptera, Papilionidae. The record is from the annotation of a GenBank genome assembly.
AUGCAAGAGAGUAAUUUACGUGAUGUCAUACAGGAUAAUUAUGAAAUAAAUCAUAUAGACAACACAGGAUCCAGCCAAUCUAGUGAUGAUAAAAAAACAAAGUGCAAAGACUGCAAUAAAAGCCUUAAGAGUGUACCAUCAUUAUUAAAACACAAUGUAUUAAUGCAUCAGAAAAGAAAGCAUGUUGGAAAGUUCAUCUCAAGAGGCAUGCUGGAGAAAAGUCAUAUAAAUGUGAAUUAUGCGCUGUGUCAUUUUACACAACAAGUGAUCUUCAAAGGCAUAAAAGAGUGCAUUCACGCGAAAAGCCAUACACAUGUUCUACUUGUGGUCAAAGAUUUAGUCACAGCCCUAGUU